AUGUGUGAGGGGAAUCAGACGCAGGUCAAUCAGAUACAUCUCCUUGGGUUCCGGAGUCUACACAAGUACAGGACUCUUCUCUUCAUUGUGUUUUUCCUGACUUAUAUAUUUAUACUGGGAGGAAACCUUCUUAUUAUCCUUUUAGUCUCCGUUAUUGAUCACCUCAAAACCCCAAUGUAUUUCUUCCUAAAACACUUAUCCAUAGCCGACGUCUUACUAUCCACCAGUAUCUUCCCUGUGAUGUUGGACAUAAUACUUGUUGAGAAGGGUAUUUUGUCCCUCUGGGGCUGUAUUUUUCAGUUGUUAUUAUUUGGUGUAUUUGGAUGUUUUCAAUGUUUCCUCAUUGCCAUCAUGUCCUAUGAUCGAUAUUUGGCCAUUUGCCACCCAUUACGUUAUUCUUCAUUGAUGAGUCCAGAUCUUUGCCACCGGCUUAAUAUUGGGACAUGGUUUUUAGCCAAUGUGUUACCAUCUAGUGAGAUCAUUGUUCUUAUUCAAUACAAUUUCUGUGGCUUGAACUCCAUUGACCACUUCUUCUGUGACUUUGGUCCUGUAGUGGAAUUGGCCACUUCAGACACUUCCAUUUUGAUAUUGCAAGACUUUGUUGUUUCUAUUUUUAUUUUUGUUUUCCCAUUUGCUUUUAUCAUUAUUACCUAUGCUUGUAUUUUCUUCACAAUCCUUAAAAUUUCUUCUAGGUGUGGUAAAAGAAAAGCUUUCUCCACUUGUAGCUCCCACCUAAUCACAGUUUGUGUUUAUUAUGGAUCCUUUAUCACAGUCUACAUGACUCCAUCUGAUGAGAACACAUCCCAUAUAAACAAAUACAGAUCUCUAUUGUACCUCGUGGUGACACCAUUGAUGAAUCCCAUCAUCUACAGCCUGAGGAACCAGGAGAUCAAGAGAGCUGUGCAAAAAAUUGUCAGUCAUAUAUUUUAUUAUGGUUAG
This is a messenger RNA of Hyla sarda, 939 nucleotides long. Its product is annotated as olfactory receptor 510-like. The record is from RefSeq and is a predicted model, not a curated record. Gene Ontology annotation, molecular function: olfactory receptor activity; G protein-coupled receptor activity. Lineage: Eukaryota; Metazoa; Chordata; Amphibia; Anura; Hylidae. The transcript has a single exon. Gene Ontology annotation, biological process: G protein-coupled receptor signaling pathway. Gene Ontology annotation, cellular component: membrane. Bases 1 to 939 code for a protein of 312 amino acids.